AUGCAAAUUUUGAAAUUAAUGUACACAAAGAGCAUGCUCCAAGAAAUAAAGACCCUACAAAAGCAUAAGCAAGGCAGGAACGGCACCCAAGGCCACAGGCGCAAAACGGGCCGCGGCACCCUCGUAGGUGGAGAUCAAAGCCGACGACGACGGCUGUGGAGCGUACGACUGUGUGAUGAUGUUGUUGGUGAUGACAUCGACAGUGCUUUCUGGAGCGGACGAAAGCGUGGUCACAGUGGACUCCUCGCACUUGUUGUCGGCGCACGAAGUGAUGGUGAUGACUUGGGUGGAGGCCGAAACAGCAGGAGCAGGAGCAGACGAGACCGCAGGAGCAGGAGCUGGAGCAGAAGAGACAGCAGGAGCAGGAGCUGGAGCUGGAGCAGAAGAAACGGCUGGAGCUGGCGCAGAAGACGCCUCGACCUCACCGGAAAGCGGACAGAAGGUGGUGUACACGCUCUCAACGCCGUUGAUGGUGGUAGUCAACGCAGUGACACCAGUGGUGACUGGAGUCUCGGCGCACUUGUUGUCGGCGCAAGAGGUGACGGUGAUGACAGUGGUCUGGGCCUUAGUGACGGUGGCAGCAGACUUGGCCUUUUCGGAGGUGGCAGAGGCAGGAGAGGCAGUAGAGGUCUUAGCCUUGGCUUCGGUCUCGGUUGUCUCGGCCCCAGUUGUCUCGGCAGCCUUAGUUUCAGUCGUCUCGGCUCCCGUCAAUGGGCAGUAGGUGGUGUAGACGGUCUCGACACCGUCAACAGUGGCAGUGACAGUGGUGACGCCGGUGGUGACGACAGUGGCCGAACACUUGUGGUCGGAGCACGAGGUGACGGUGACAACGGUGCUGUGGAUGUUGGUUGCGGUGGCCACUUCGGUGAUUUCCGAGUCAGAGGAAGAGGCGGAAGCGGCAGGAGCGGCAGAAGCAGCAGCAGAAGCAGCAGCAGAAGCAGAAGCAGCAGAAGAGUCGGCUGUGGCAGAAGCAGUAGCAUCGGCAGUGGCACUGGCGUCGUUGUAGAUGGACGUUAUUGGCACCGCCGUGACGUAUGUGGUCAAAAUGCCGUCAACAGUGGCCGUCACAGUGGUCAAGACAUUGACGUCGGUGGUGGCAUAGCACACAUCGUCGGAACAGGUUGUUCUGACCGUGGUGACGGUCUUUUGGUUCGAGACAAUGUCUGUUUCGUAGAUAACCUGGUCGCUUUCGCUGGAGGCAGCAGUCAAGGACGCUGGCGCAACCGCAGCAGUGGAAUCCUCGACCACAGUGGAGCUCAAGGUGUUAUUGCUGUAACCCGAGAAACAGGUGGACGAAAGAAGCGUGGAGGUGUAUGUGGGGAGGUCGGCUGCAACCGAGGUUGCAAGAGCAAGACCAGAAAUGGCCAAAGCGAAAGACUUCAUUAUUUUUUUUUCCUUGAUGGAUUAUGGAGGUGA
Clavispora lusitaniae ATCC 42720 is the source of this 1416-nucleotide messenger RNA. NCBI's taxonomy places the organism in Eukaryota, Fungi, Ascomycota, Pichiomycetes, Serinales, Metschnikowiaceae. The record is from RefSeq and is a predicted model, not a curated record.